AUGGUGCUCCUCAACCUGCUGACUCUGGGACUCUGGUCAAAGGUUGGACGGUUGACACACUAUGCCUUUGACGCCGUUCUCUUCUCGGCUUUCCUCGCCGGCAUGAAGCGAUCUACCGGCCUGACUUUCAAGACUGACAAGGUCGCGGGCGAGAACAAGGAAUUCACCGGCUGGAUCGAUAGAUACCUCGGUGUCGGAGAAUGGGUCAUGGAUCAAUCCGUCGCGAUCGCAGGCUCCAGCGGCUACUUUGAGCGAACCCGAUGA
This is a messenger RNA of Fusarium musae, 264 nucleotides long. RefSeq lists its product as uncharacterized. Lineage: Eukaryota; Fungi; Ascomycota; Sordariomycetes; Hypocreales; Nectriaceae. The transcript has 4 exons. The record is from RefSeq and is a predicted model, not a curated record. The coding region runs from base 1 to 264 and encodes 87 amino acids. Gene Ontology annotation, cellular component: cytoplasm.